AUGGGGCUGAUUUCCACAACCUGCCCCACCCCACAGCGGGCGAGCUCCCUCCGCUCCCACCGCCCGCGUCCUGUCCCCUUCACUCCCCCUUUUCUCUUCUCUCCCCCUCCCUCCUCUCAUGCUCACUCCUCUCCCUCUUCCCUCCUCUCCUCCUCCUUCCUCUCACGCUCACUCCUCUCCCCCUCCCUCCUCUCACGCUCACUCCUCUUCCUCUUCCCUUCUCUCCCCCUCCCUCCUCUCACACUCACUCCUGUCCCCCUCUCUCCUCUCACGCUCACUCCUCUCCCCCUCCCUCCUCUCAUGCUCACUCCCGUCUCCCUCCCUCUUCUCUCCUGUCCCCUCCUCUCCCCCUCCCGCCUCUCACGCUCACUCCUUUCCCCCUUCCCUCCUCUCCCCCUCCCUCCUCUCCCCCUUUUCCCCUCUCUCCCCCUCCCUUAUCUCACACUCACUCCUCUCCCCCUUCUUCCUCUCUCCUGUCCCCUCCUCUCCCCCUUCCCUCCUCUCCACCUCCCUCCUCUCACACUCGCUCCCCUCCCCCUUUCCUCAUCUCCCCCUCCCUCUUCUCCCCUGUCCUCAUUCUCCUCUCCAGCUCCCUACUCUCCCCUUCACCCUCUCCCUCCUCUCUCCCAUUCCCUCCUCUCCCCCUCCCUCCUCUCCCCCUCCCUCCUCUCUCCCCCUCCCUCCUCUCUCCCCCUCCCUCCUCUCUCCCCCUCCCUCCUCUCUCCCCCUCCCUCCUCUCUCCCCCUCCCUCCUCUCUCCCCCUCCCUCCUCUCUCCCCCUGCCUCCUCUCUCCUGAAGUUACCCAGGUGUCUCUGGCACAUGUCCACCUCCCAGCCCCCAUCCAGGCCAUUCCUGCAGGAGAUCCUUCUCCUAUGGGGCUCCACCCCCCCUCCCCCGAGCCCAGUCAGCUUUCAGGAUCCUAGGAAGCACAGAGCCAAGAAACCGCUGCCCUGGGGCUUCUCCCAGAGAGCUGGACUGCAGGGUCUGGCUGGGAAGGGCCCUGCAGCCCCGCCUGUGUGUGGGGGGAGGUGAACCCGAGCCUCCUCUUCCAGCAGGACCUGGCCAAGAGGGGAUGAAGAGGGAGCAUGAGGUGGGCUUGAUGGAGGAAGCUGUCCCAGGAGGCAGGAGAGGGCAGGGCUGUUUCUGGAGCCUGCCUGCCCUCCACCCCCACCCCCACCCCCACCCCCAUUGGGACCCUGCGUUCAGGGAGAGGAGCCCCCCAGUCCACCUCAAGGAGCCCUGGUUCCUCCAAACGGAAAGUUGCAGAGGAGACUCAGUGCUGCUGGUGGCUGGUGGGAGCCCCAGGGCUGCUGGCCCAGGCCCCGCUUCUGUCCCUCCCCUUUUGGACCAGCUGCACCCUCUCUCCUGUUGCGGGAAGUCAGGGAACCCAAACGGAGGGACCGGCUGAAGCCAUGGCAGAAGAACGUGGAUUGUGAAGAUUUUAUGGACAUUUAUUAGUUCCUAAAAUUAAUACUUUUAUAAUUUCUUAUGCCUGCCUUUACUGCAAUCUCUAAACAUAAAUUGUAAAGAUUUCAUGGACACUUAUCACUUCCCCAAUCAAUACCCUUGUGAUUUCCUAUGCCUGUCUUACUUUAAUCUCUUAAUCCUGUCAGCCGAGAAGGAUGUAUAUCGCCUCAGGACCCUGUAAUAAUUGCAUUAACUGCACAAAUUGUACAGCAUGUGUGUUUGAGCAAUAUGAAAUGUGGGCACCUUGAAAAAAGAACAGGAUAACAGCAAUUGUUCAGGGAAUACGAGAGAUAACCUUAAACUCUGACCACUGGUGAGCCGGGCAGAACAGAGCCGUAUUGCUCUUCUUUCAAAAGCAAAUGGGAGAAAUAUCGCUGAAUUCUUUUUCUCAGCAUGGAACGUCUCUGAGAAAGAGAAUAUGCGCCUGGAGGUAUAGGCUUAUAAACAGCCCCCCUAGAUGCGCCUGUCUCUUACGGUUGAGGCUGCAGAGAUGAAAUAGACUCUAGUCUCCCAUAGCGCUCCCAGGCUUAUUAGGAAGAGGAAAUUCCCACCUAAUAAAUUUUGGUCAGACCUGUUGAUCUCAAAACCCUGUCUCCUGAUAAGAUGUUAUCAAUGACAAUGGUGCCUGAAACUUCAUUAGCAAUUUUAAUUUCGCCGGUCCUGUAGUCCUGUGAUCUUGCCCUGCCUCCACUUGCCUUGUGAUAUUCUAUUACCCUGUUAAGUACUUGAUGUCUGUCACCCACACCUAUUCGCACACUCCCUCCCCUUUUAAAAAUCUGUAAUAAAAACUUGCUGCUUUUUGUGGCUUGUGGAGCAUCACGGAUCCUACCAACAUGUGAUGCCUCCUCUGGACGCCCAGCUUUAAAAUUUCUCUCUUUUGUACUCUGUCCCUUUAUUUCUCAAGCUGGCUGACGCUUAGGAAAAAUAGAAAAGAACCUACGUGAUUAUCCGGGCAGGUCCCCUGAUGCUCCCCCAUCCACACCCACGCGGAGCUCCCAACCCCAGCCCCAGGGCAGGGUCCCACUUCCCCCUUUAAAAAUCUUUUUCCUCCCAGGUCUCUCAGUCACCCCCUCGCCUAUGACCACGGCCGGCCAAGCUCUGCGCGACGCGUCAGUCACCUCCCUGCCCUACCCAGGGCACCCGAGAUGUGGAGGACCUGCCCUCCAUGGGCUCCAAAAACCCAGGCCCCAGCUGGGGAAAUUUUCUAGACAAGGAGGCCACGAGGCCCACGCAGUGAGGGUGGAUGCGGAGGGGACGGUGCUUCUAGCCCCGCAGGGCCCGGCUGCAGCGCUGAGCCUUGGCCCUGCCCUCCACUCUCCAGGCGCGGUAGGAGCUCGCUCAGGGCUGCAGGUCUGUCCUCCACCCCCAGGAAAGGCUGGGAGGAAACUCAUCCAGGGAUUUUCCAUCCCAUAAGCUCUUUUUCCACAGAAGUCCGAGUGCCUUCCAGGAGGGAGCAGGACAGCUGCACCCACGGGCAGGGGACAGGCCCUGUGUUUGUGCCCAGAGGGCAGAUGGUGAGGGCUGUCUGCGCCCCCUCCCCAGUGACUGCGGAGUUUCCGGAACGCCCUCCGGUGAUUCCUUCCUAGGGUGUGGUGUUGGAAGGCGGCACCCACUAUAAACACCGAGGACCCAAGCCCUCCAAGCAUCUGUGGAACAAAGACAUUUUUUCUUUCUUUCUAGGCCUCCACUAUCCAGUGAAUUUUCCUCCCAACUUAGAACAUGAUUCAUCAAGGAGGACCCUGUUUCCAGGGGUUACACAUGCGGUUUCCGUGGUGGUAGCCCUGUACAGCCAGUGGAAGUGGCACAGGGACAGAGAGGCACAUGCCGGCCCCUCCAAGGGCCCAAGGGGUGCACGCGGCCCUCAGCUCCUGUCCCGGCACCUGGGCGUGACGGCCAUCCCCUCCCCGCCCUCCUUUGUGGGGGUGAACCCAUCUCCAUCUCCUCCUCCCUGUGAGGGUCCAGGGGUCUGGCUGGCCCACGUGUUUGCUGGGCACCUAGGGCAGGGCGGCGUCUGGCCCCGGCCUGUUUGCCGAGUGUGAAUCCGCUGGCCGGAGGCAGCCUGCGGUUGGAUCUCCCCGGGGUUUGGGUGGGGCGGGUCCCAGGGCCACGGGUGGGGAAGGUGCAGCCCAUCCUGGUCCCAAGCGGGGGUGCGACGGCUCAACACUGGUCAAUCUGAGUCAGGCUCUCCCUACAGGACGUCCCCCAGGUGAUCGCUGGGGCCUCGUUGACCACGGGCCUCCCCAGUCGCCAACGGGAAGGCAGAAGGCAGAAAAGAGGCCAGCCGGGAGGCGGCCGUUGCCGCAGGAGCCCGUGGCGCAGGGAAGACGCCUUGGCCGCAGGCGGGGCUCCUGGCAAGCGUGGGGGACGCGGCCUCCCGCCGGUCGGGUCGGGAGGGAGCAGGCUUCUGGGGAGAGUGGGCGACGUUGGCGAUCCAGGAAUGGGUCUGCGACAGACUGACUCCUAGAUAGGAAAACACACGUUUCUGGCAGCAUUGCCUGUAACUGGAAAGACACAAGGCUCAAUUCCAGGGACUGUUCCGUCAAUCACGGGCCCCGGGACAGUCCUGCGGCCCCCAGACUGCGGGAAAGAGAGCUCUGCGCGCCCUGAUUUGUUCCGGGAGCGCCUCUGGGAGCCGCAGGCUCUGGAUAUCAGAGGGAGGGCGCGACUCCGUGGAGGGAGCCGCAGGGUCCUGGGGUUGCGUUCCCGCCCUCUCUGCGUUUCCUUUAGUGACUCCUGCUGAGAGGGGCUGAAGCGGAAACCCCCGCACUGAGUGUGAAACUCAGGAGCUCGCUGAGGCCCCCUGGUGCUUCCCGAGGCCACGUGCAUUGGCCUAAUUUCAUUUUGUUCCAUUGCCUGUAAGCUGAGAAUUUCAUUUUCCGGUGAGAAUCUGUCAUAGAAGCUCUGGUUCUGGGAACCGUCAUUUCAAAGAGACGCAAAAAAAAAAAAAAGACUGUAAGACUGUCUCGAUGACGCUGUGAUCUCGCUGGGUUGAGAGGCCACUGUCCUGAAACCCAGGGCCCAUGAAGCAAAGGGUGGGGGAGGUCCAGGGCUGCCCAGCGCUGGCAACACAGAGGCUCCCCCACGCCAUGCCGGGCGCUGGCAUCGCCUCCUGAGGACCCCCGAAUGGACCCCUCUCCCAGGCUGGCAUCACGCCCCAUCCUGCGGCUCCCGGGCGCCCAUCAGGGGCUGGUCCAACACCCCCUCCAGGGAGGGCUGGAGACUGCAGAAAAGCGCUCUGAGCCCGUCUGACCGCACUGGGUGGGCUCCCGCAGCAGGCAGGCCCAGCCCCCGGGACACGGAGGCGGCAGGGACGUCCCCCACGGCACAGGGCCUCGCAGCCCCCAGAGCUGGGCCCCGGAGGCGGCUGCGAGGCCGCGGGGCUGGACGGGUUAAGCCUUUCCCGUUACCUCAUGCUGGCCUCUGCCUCUGAACAUCUGGCAGGAAUAUUUCUUUAAAGCCGUCUGAGCUGUGGGGGAGUCUGGCUGCGUUCCCAGAGCCUUUUCCUCAGAUUUCAGCGGAAUGGGGGAGCCAGCAGGAGCCGGCGAGGACCCCAGGGAGGAGGCUUCCCGGGAAGUGACGGCGCUGAGGCCGCACCUGGCCCCCAGAACCCACCCUGAAGGGUCCCGGGCAGCCAGCGCAUUCCCGCUGACGAGAAUCACUUCCGGCGCCGCUGACCCCCGGCUGGGAGACCCUGUUCCGGCGCCGCUGACCCCGGCUGGGAGACCCUGUUCCGGCGCCGCUGACCCCCGGCUGGGAGACCCUGUUCCGGCGCCGCUGACCCCGGCUGGGAGACCCUGUUCCGGCGCCGCUGACCCCGGCUGGGAGACCCUGUUCCGGCGCCGCUGACCCCGGCUGGGAGACCCUGAGAUGUCUGUGGGCAGCAGUGGGGGCCCUCGGGUGGGGUCACCGAGGCUGCGGAGGGCCAGGGCUGCACGAGUGACACAGCUCAGACCUGGGGUCCCUGUGUGAGACGCCCCCGGGCCGGGGCCCGAACCUCCCUCCUCUGUGCCCCCAUCAUGGCUUCUGGGCCCAAAAGGUGGUGGGGGGAGGGGCGGGCUCCCGAGCACUGGGUUUCAAGCCCCGAUGGAUGCCGUCGGUCCUGCCGGCCCCAUACUCAGACACCCGGUUCCCUUCGCAGCGCGGGGCAGGGCCCAGGGGCUUCUAGGACCUGGUCUGGGAGCCCCACACAGGCCCUCCCUCGGCAGUGGGGAGCUCAGCUGCGGGAGCUGCCCCAUGUCCUGCCCACCCGCUGGCAUGCAGCAGUUUUAAUGAGGCUGGGGCAGUAGGGAAGAAAGGGUUAGCGUCCCUUACAGACCAGCAGCCCCCACUCCAGCUGGGUCCCAGAGAGACGGGGGCGGGGGGCUCCUUGCCACUUUGCGGGGAGCUGAACAUGGGUGGCUGCAGUCCCACAUCACCCCACUCCUCAGACACCCAGAGGGUUUCCACGCAGGACCACAGCAUCUGUAGGGGGCCAUUCAGACCCUCUGUCUCUCUGCCUGACCACACCGUGGCUCAGAGAAACUGCUGGCAUCCUGCCCGGUAUACCCCAGGCUGGAUGUGCCAGGAAAGCUGGGGCAGUCAGAACUGGGCGAGGUCCCAGCUCUGUCACCCACUAGUUGCCUGAGCUCGGGUCGGGACACAAGCUCCCAGAAGCUCCGUUUUCGCGAGUUGUCAAGAGAAUGCCCGCUCUGUCGGUGGGAGCUGGUGGAGGGAGUAACAGUGACAGAGUUGGGGCUCCCAUGAGGCCAAGGUCCACAGGCCCAGGGCUCAGAGACCAGUCCAGAUGGACGCAGCACACAGCUGCCGGGGUCCUGCCCACCCAGCCCAGCUUCCCGGCAUCUGGUUUCCAUUGUCCCCACAUGGGAGUCACAGAGCCUGGGGCCGAGUGCCUGGGUAACAUCUGGGCUUCUCAGGAACACUCACACUCCCUGGGCCAAUCAAACCCCAAAGAGAGGGUGCGGUGGGAACACGGCUGGUCUGUGGAAAGAGACCUCAUCUCCGUUCAGGGCCUCCAGGCCUCAGGGCCAUCUCAGUGCCCACCUUACAGAGCUGUGGCUGGAGGGCCUGGGAUCAGCACAGACUGCUCUGGGCUGGGUCUGGGGUCCCAGGGUGCCAGCCACAGCCAGGCAGGAGGUCCAGAGCAAGGCCCUCCCAGGUGCCCGGCCUCUGGAGUCCCCACCCGUGGGAGGCAGAGACCCUCGCGUUCAGCAGGGUGACCUCCGUGGUCUGGGGCUCCUGGGCUACCGCCAGUUCCCUCCCCAAACACGUGACCCCAAAAGCAUCAGGAUCUGAGGGUUGUUUCAGAGCUGGGGGAGGGGUUGGGUGCUCUUUUGCCCUCAGGAGAGCAGGCCCAGGACUCAGUGAGUGUCCAGGGAUGAGGAGGGCACAGGAGGCCAGCGCCAGGUCAUCAGCCUCUGCACCCCAGGGUCUGAACUCAGGGUCUGAGCGAGUCCAAGACUGCCCUGCAGUGACGGGGAGGGCCGAGGGUGGCAGAACAGGUGGUGGUGGCUCUGGAGAUGGCGGUGGGGGAACUGGAGGCAGGCAGCCUGGCUUUGGGACCCCAGGCCCCAAGGUCACAGUGACCUGUAGCCUGCCGGGUCCAGAUACACAAGCAAUUGUCACACCCUAGCAGCUGGGGGGCUCUAGGAGGGAGGCUGGGGCUGCACAGUGAGGGGCAGUGAGGGGUGUGGGACACGGUUUCUGGAGUCUCUGCUCCCCCAGCCUCGUCCCUGCACAAUCGCAGGCCCCCUCCUCCCCUCCCACUGAAGCUCAUUCCAGACAGCUAGGUUGACAGCUGGGUGGGUGCCCCGGACCCUGAGGCUGGUGAGGCUCCCGCGGACGCCAUGGAGGGAUGGUCAGGGGCGCCCUCUGCUGCCCAUGGGCACCAGUGCAGGACGGUCCCCCGAGGGGCCCAGAGCCAGCCCUGUCCCCUCUCCGUGGCCUCCCUGCUGGCCCCAGGUGCCUGGGUCCACCUGUGCCUGGGAGACUCUGGCGAGGCUUCCGCUGGGGUCAGUGGAUUUGCCACCCCCUUUCUGUCCUGACCCUGCCGGAGGCCAGUGAGGGGGCAGCUGGAACAGGGAGGCCUCCAGGCCUGCAGGCAGCGGCUUCCCUUGGCUGCAGGGACUGGGUGGGAGCCGGAGCCUGGCCCGGAGGCUGUGGGGUGCAGGAAGUGAGAGGAGCCCUAGGCCAGGGUCCCAGCCCAGGUGGGAGGUGUCAGGGCCUCCGUGGUCGUUGUUUUCAGCAGAGAACUCGGGGGAGACGCAGUGCCCGUCAGAGCCCACUGCAGUGGUCGGCUCCAGUUGCCCCAGGCCAGGCUAUGCCUGGGUGCUUCCUCCAGGUCUCCUGAGAACCCCUUUCCCCUGAUAACGGGAACAAUCCCCUCACCUUCCCCUUUGCAGAGUCAGGAAUGGUGCUGGCUCACUGUUACAUUAUUCUCUCACCUCUUUGUCUCCUUUAAUUUGACCUUUCCUGACCUUGACGUUUUUGAGACGUUUAGGCCACUUAUUCUGUAAAAUGCUUCUCAAGUUGGGUUUGUGGGGCCAUUUCUCAUGACCAGGUCCGGGCUGUGUGUUCUGGCUGGAAUUCCACAGUAGUGCUGGGGCCCUCGGGCGGGAGUCGGAGGCUGCUGCUAAUUGGAGCUUCGAUUUAGGGCAGCUUGCACCUGUGCUCCCAGGUGGCUGUCCUUAAGCUUUGGGCUCCAGUAAACUCUAUGCUUAAUCAUA
Molecule: messenger RNA, 8189 nt
Organism: Pongo pygmaeus (Bornean orangutan)
Lineage: Eukaryota; Metazoa; Chordata; Mammalia; Primates; Hominidae
Exons: 3
Coding region: 1-1032 (343 amino acids)
Source: RefSeq, a predicted model, not a curated record